This is a messenger RNA of Geodia barretti, 519 nucleotides long. The record is from the annotation of a GenBank genome assembly. NCBI's taxonomy places the organism in Eukaryota, Metazoa, Porifera, Demospongiae, Tetractinellida, Geodiidae.
AUGUCUGAUCGCGAUUCUUUCGACGCUCUCGACUACUUACAGCACAGAUUUGGAGACCUAAACGAUCAAAGAGCCACCUACGUCCUUGGACAGCUCCACAGAGUAUUGAACGGUUUUAUGACAAAGAAAAUAAAUGAUGGCGAACUAAAAGUCCUUGAUUUCGGGAGUGGACCAGUUGUCCAGAAUUCCAUCAGCGCUGCUGCGUUCGCCUCCGAGAUCGUGUUCAGCGACAUUUCCUCCUCCAAUCGCGAGGCCAUUCAGAAAUGGCUGGACGGUGACGCCGACGCCUUCAACUGGUCGCCUCAUUUCGACUACGUCGUCCAGACUCUCGAGGGAAAGGGCGAGAAGGAGGCCAGGGAGAGAGAGCAGCGAAUGAGAAAGCUCUCAAAAGUCGUUUUCUGUGACGCUCUCUCGGAACACCCAUGGAGAAAGGCAAUGAGGGACCAUACGACAUUAUUCUACAGUGCGCAUGUCUUGAAUGUGCCUGCAGCGAUAGAGAGAGUUUCAAGCGUUGCAUGA